This is a messenger RNA of Nipponia nippon (crested ibis), 1374 nucleotides long. NCBI's taxonomy places the organism in Eukaryota, Metazoa, Chordata, Aves, Pelecaniformes, Threskiornithidae. The record is from RefSeq and is a predicted model, not a curated record.
UAAGUAUAGAGACCUAACUGUACAGGAGACGACCAGUGUUAUUACUCAGUACAAGGACCUCAAACCUGUCAUGGAUUCAUAUGUUUUUAAUGAUGGCUCAUCUAGGGAGUUGAUGAGCCUCAGUGGAACCAUUCCUGUGCCUUACAGAGGUAACACAUACAAUAUCCCAAUUUGCUUGUGGCUGCUGGACACCUACCCUUUCAACCCCCCAAUUUGUUUUGUUAAACCCACUAGCUCAAUGACAAUAAAAACUGGGAAGCAUGUUGAUGCAAAUGGAAAGAUAUACCUUCCUUAUCUGCAUGAAUGGAAAUACCCCCAGUCAGACUUGCUAGAACUGAUUCAGGUCAUGAUUGUUGUGUUUGGUGAGGAACCUCCAGUCUUUUCUCGGCCUACCGCUUCAUCAAUCUACCCACCAUACCAGGCAACAGGCCCACCAACUACUUCCUAUGUGCCGGGCAUGCCAGGUGGAAUAUCUACCUAUCCAGCAGGAAGCACUCCAAACCCGAGCUACCCAAACUAUCCUUAUACGGGUGGUGUUCCAUUUCCAGCAACCACUAGUGUUCAGUACUACCCUUCUCAGCCUCCUGUGACUACUGUUGGACCCAGUAGAGAUGGAACCAUCAGUGAGGAUACCAUUCGAGCUUCCCUCAUUUCGGCAGUCAGUGAUAAACUGAGAUGGCGGAUGAAAGAAGAAAUGGAUCGUGCACAGGCUGAACUCAAUGCCUUGAAACGGACAGAAGAGGACCUGAAGAAAGGACACCAGAAACUGGAAGAGAUGGUAACUCGCCUGGAUCAAGAAGUGGCUGAAGUUGACAAGAACAUUGAACUUCUCAAGAAGAAGGAUGAGGAGCUCAGUUCUGCCUUAGAGAAAAUGGAAAAUCAGUCAGAAAAUAAUGACAUAGAUGAAGUGAUUAUUCCUACGGCACCGCUUUACAAGCAGAUCCUGAACUUAUAUGCAGAGGAAAAUGCAAUUGAGGACACCAUCUUCUACCUUGGGGAAGCAUUGAGACGUGGAGUGAUAGAUCUAGAUGUCUUUUUAAAGCACGUACGUCUUCUGUCUCGCAAGCAGUUCCAGCUGAGGGCAUUAAUGCAGAAAGCAAGGAAGACUGCUGGACUCAGUGAUCUCUACUAAAUUCUCAGACUUUAACCGGGACGUUAGAUUUCCUUAUGAAGCAGCCAUUCUCUUGAUAUUUCUCUUAAUCAGUAGGUGCCCAGAAUAAGUUAUUACAUCAUUCAAGUGUAAGAUAUUUUGAAUCAAUAAUAUAUUUUCUUUUUGGUAAAGACUAGCUUUUAUUAAUGCACUUUCUAUCUCCUGUAAUCUUUGUGCUGGUGGACUUACGCUGAAUAAAACUUAUUGCAUACUUUCUUCCUCUA